CUGCGUGCUCCUCCGGCCUUGGGGCGCCUGCUUCUUGCGCUGUGCUCGCCGAUGCGACCCUUGCGGUAUGCGGCUGCUUUGGCAGAGAGCUCGUGAAGGAUUUCAUUGAGUGUGAAGACAGAGAGCAGAGACAGAAAAGAGAAGAAGGCGGCCGCUGCCUUUGUAGUCUGGCUGGAAUGCGGAAAUGUUGAAGCACUAUGUCAAACUUUUUUGAAACGGGGUCAAAUCACAUUCAGCCAGCGUGGGAAACCAAGGGGGGAAAAAAGUAGAGGCGAGGUGGGGGGAAACUCUUUUGCUCCUGCUGCUGGUGUCAAACCGAGCUCAGGAACCGAGAGAGAGAGAGAGAGAGAGAGAGAGAGAGAAACUGGGACUGCGUGGAGAGGCGGCGGCGGCGGCGGCGUGCAGAGCUAACGCGGAGCCUUGCACUCGGGAGACUGUUCGUUGCAAGGCUUUGAUCAGCCCCGAAAAUUUAGCAGCGCCUCUUUCACUCUUUCCCCAAAGAGGGGGAGGGGAUCUCAGCGCUUUAAGGUGUAGCCUGCCCUCCCGGCUGGCAGGAAGAUGCGAACGCGGGGCAGCGAUAGAGCUUCGGAGUUGCUGCUGCCACUACCUGUGUGGCCCCAGUCGCGGCUGCUGGGCUCCGCUCGUGGAAGCUCAGCCUCCCCUGUCACCAUGUGAACUCUUCGAAUCCGGAUCUGCUGCGUGUCUCCUUAUUUUCACGGGAAGCGGAAUUUAAAAAAAAAAAAAAAACAGAAAAGACUCUCCAUUGUUUUUCCUGCUUCACCAGGUCUUUGCUUUUCAUCUUUUUCUUUUUAACUAUUUUUAACCCCUGUCUUGCUGGAGACCACUCAAGUGGUAACUUCUUCAGAACAGCCGAAGUGCGCCUGAGCAAUUCCAGGGGAGCGCUUUGGGGUGGUCCUUGUGCGAUCGCCGGAGCUUCUACAGAGAACCGCGUUUGGUGUCCGCGUGGGAUUUUCAUGGACAUGGUUGAGCCGUCUUAGCCGUGGCCAAACCGCCGCGAGCGCUCCGCAUGGAACUACGCAUCAUACAACCAUCCCCGGGCUGCAUGCGUGGCCGCCUCCGACAAUCGAAAACGGUAUUGCCUGAGCCCCCGCCCCUUGACGACCUCCAACAUGGAGCCGCCUCAGUUUCCCAUCUUCCAGCCUCGCACAUCUGAGGCCGCCUGGACAGUGGGGGCGACUUCCAUCCCAGAAGCACUCGGCGCCUCCGCUCUCUCAUUGAAUUGGGUUUACACAGAGAUUUAUUCCAAAGACCAUUCACCAGCUAAGCAAUAAAACAACCACAGUUUAUUACUACAGUUCUUGAAUGUUACAUUCUGUUGACUGGCCCAUCAGUAAUUGUUCUGAAUACUUGUUGAAGUAGCAGAAAAGGCAUUUUGGCAAUUGGAAUCCAGGUCAACAGAUUCAACAAUUAAAACAUCAGGCAACAAUUUGUGAAGAAGGAAAGCCGUGAAGUCAUGGAUAAGGACAACAUGAGCCUAGCUGACCAGCAGUAUGAAUGUGUGGCGGAAAUUGGUGAAGGAGCCUAUGGGAAAGUGUUCAAGGCUCGAGACUUGAAGAAUGGAGGGCGCUUUGUAGCACUGAAGAGGGUGCGAGUGCAGACCAGCGAGGAAGGAAUGCCGCUUUCCACUAUACGCGAGGUGGCAGUCUUGAAGCAUCUGGAAACAUUUGAGCAUCCUAACGUGGUCAGAUUAUUUGAUGUAUGCACAGUAUCCCGAACUGAACGAGAGACGAAGUUAACACUGGUGUUUGAACAUGUUGAUCAAGACUUGACCACUUACUUGAAUAAAGUUCCAGAACCCGGUGUUCCUAGUGAAACUAUAAAGGAUAUGAUGUUUCAGCUGCUGAGAGGCCUUGAUUUUCUACAUUCACACAGAGUGGUCCACCGUGAUUUAAAGCCCCAAAACAUUCUAGUCACCAGCAGUGGACAAAUAAAAUUAGCUGACUUUGGCCUUGCACGAAUCUAUAGUUUUCAGAUGGCUCUUACUUCUGUGGUUGUUACUCUGUGGUACCGAGCUCCUGAAGUUCUGCUUCAAUCCAGUUAUGCAACACCAGUUGAUCUUUGGAGUGUAGGUUGCAUAUUUGCAGAAAUGUUCCGUCGCAAGCCACUUUUCCGUGGAAACUCUGAUGUUGAUCAGCUGGGAAAAAUCUUUGAAGUAAUUGGUCUUCCUGAAGAAGAAGAUUGGCCUAUUGAUGUUGCCCUCCCAAGGAAUGCUUUUGCCUCUCAAUCCCCACAGCCCAUUGAACUUCUUGUAACAGAUAUUGAUGAACUGGGCAAAGACUUGCUAAUUAAAUGUUUGGCAUUCAAUCCUAUGAAGAGAAUAUCAGCUUAUGAUGCCUUAACCCAUCCUUAUUUUCAUGACUUGGAGAAAUGCAAAGAGAAUACAGAUUCUGAUGUGUCCUCCAGUCAAAACUCCACAGAGAUGAAUUCACUGUAAGGCUUUAUCAGGCUAAUCUAAGGAUGAACAAAGUAGUUUGAUAAGAUCACUGUUAAAGGUAAAAGGCAUCAUUGCAUGUUUGAAAACUUUACUGAAUACUUCACAUAAUUGUGUAGUUCUUCAAAAUGAUGCUCUGCCUCUCCAAGGAAAAGAACCUAGUUAGGCAUGUUUUGACAAUGAAGCAAUGCAAGAUACAAAAACUUUAAAUGAGUUCCACUGUAGUUUGUUGUUUGUUAGUCUAUCUGGAAAUCUACAGAAUGAGAGAAGCUGUUGAUCAGUUUUGCUGCCUUUUUCUUCUAGUGUUGAAUGGUGCCACCUUGGAUUAGAAGAAUUCAGUCUGUCUACCAAAAUAUGACUUGAUUUCUGUUUCUGGGUGCUGAAGUUUGACUUGAUGCUCCUCUGGGAGUUAUGGUGUAGUUUGUUUUGCUGUUUAUUUUCUUGAUCAUGAAUUCAGAAAUAUUUUUGAAGUAAUAUUUAAAAGAGUGACAUUUGAAUCUCUACCCUAAAGUUAAGAGAAAAAUGUAAAAGAUACAUCUGGCUAUUAUAAUCCACCUUAAUAAGAGAUGGAAGAUGAUAACAUUUUAUUGUGUCUGUGACUUAAUCUUCAAAUAUUAAUAAUAUACAUUUGGUAAAAGGAACAGAUGGUUUUAAAGAAAUUAAUUUGCACGGAUCAUUCUAAAUUUAUGUCAGUCACUGCACAACAUUUCAUCUUUAUCUGUUCUGGUGGUACACUUCUAUGACUUUGGAAAUUAUGAAUUUCAGUUUUAUCAUUUUCAGAUUCAAGGAUGAAAUAAGAAAAAAUUAAGUGUUCAUAUAUACACCUAAUUUUGCUUACCCACAUAUGUACAAUGUGUACAUAAACUAAAAUGGCAACCUGAAAAUAUCUUCUCCAAAAUAAGCCCUGUCAGAUUUAGUGAGCUGUGUAUAGAAUUGAAUCUGUAAUAAGUUAUAAACUAUUCCCACUUAUUUGAGACUAAACCCCCAUUGAAUCCCAUUCUGCAGAGUACAUACACACAAACAUAAAAAAAAUCUGCAGUCCUGUGCGUUUUUCUCUUGAGAGUAAAUUAUUCUGAACAAAAUGUGCUAUAUUCAACUGCAGAUAUAUAAAAAGCUGGUCUUUUGAAAUCUCUGGAACAAUAAAGUAUGAGUAAAAUCCACAGGGAUAAUAAUGAAAGUACUGUAUGGCAGUGUAAAUAUGAAUCUAAUUUACUGAAACUCACUUCUACUUAAACAUGCAUUGGAUUAUGCAAUGAGAAAAUAGGUGCUCAUAGCUGACAUUCAAGCCUGUAUGUCAUGAUUGCAAUUAACUUAGGCACCUUCACAUUUGCUUCAAGUUUGCUUCCAGUCUGACAGUUUAUAUAAUUCAAUAGAUUUUAUUUUUCUAUAUGAAAAUAUUAGAAAACCGUACUUGUUGACAUUGCUCUGCCCUACUUUGCCUUUCACAUUUGCUUUAUCAAAAAGCCAACUUCAUGAAUAAGUCACAUGGAUAUGUUAGCACAAAUAUUUUAAAUCUUGCAUUAUAUGUCUGUAUGUUUUAGAGUUUUUGUAAAAAAAAUAGAAUUUUAAAAAGAAAAUUUAUUUUUGUAGCAUGGUUUGAUGAAAUAUUCUUAAUCCACUUCUCUUUUGGUUGUCUUAGUGUGACUCUAAUAUAGCUCCAGUGCCAAUAUAUUAAUGGUUGCAACAAAUCAGAAGAUACAGGUGCUAUUGGAACUAAUCAAUGGAUUAUACUCUUAUCUAUUAUAAUUGUUGCUCUGCUAUCUAAUUCUUUUCUGUUUAUUGAGUUGUAUCAAUCAUUUGUUUAUACUUUGAAUGUUAAUUCCUGGAAUAAGUCCCCAAUAUUUUCCUGUAUAAUACUCAUUCAUUUGUCCCUUAUAUAAGGGAUGAAAAAGUGCAUGUAUCUAAAAAUUCAGGAUUGCAUUUGAUUUGUUUUCCUAGGUGGUAUAUUCUCAAUACUUUGUUCUCAGUGGGACACAGGAAGGUUCAUGUGAAUAUCCCUUUGUUAUUGGUUUUACCAGUCUAAUGCCCUUUGGUUGUGUUGAGCCUACAAUUGUCUAAAUUACUAAACAAAAUGCCCUGCUAUGGAGGUUUCUCACAAUUUGCAUACCUAUUUCAAAUCAUUUUCUAGAAAUAGAAAUUCUGCUAUGCUGACAUUUUGCAUUUAUCUUGAACUUCUGUAGAGUAACCCCAUGAUCAUUGGUUUUAAGUUACAACUAUUGUAAUCCUGAAUGAAUUUAAAAGAAUUUAGUGUUUUAUGGGAAUAUCAAUGAGAUUAUUUCAGACUAAGCAACAGUAUGGUAUGUCAUACUUCACAAAUAUGAGCAGUUCAAAUAGCCUAUUAUAUUUCCAAUUUUUACAUUGUGGAGAUGCAUUGAAGCUGACCAAAAGAAAUACUGAAGAACAACUUGUUAAAAGGCAGAACAUAUGCUUUGCAUGUUGAAAAUCCAAUAUUAUAUUUCUGAUAGAUAGUUAUAAACAGUGGUGGGAUUCAGCCAGUUCGCACUGGUUUGGUAGAACCGGUAGCUAAUUUUUUGUUGACUUUGGCAAACCAGCUGAUGGCCUAGCCCUUUUUCACAAGGCUCAGAAUGGACCACCAGAAGUAUGUGGACGCCACUUCCAGAAGUCUGUUCUGAGCCUGGGAGGCUUCCCCCAGGCCUCCAAGGCUCAGAACAGACUUCUGGAAGUAGCAUCCACGCAUUUGGUGGCCAUUCUGGGCCUGGGAGGUCUCCCCAGCUGAGAAUGGACUUCUGGAAGUGGCAUCUACACAAAGAACCAGUUCUUUGGGUAUUUGAAUCCCAUCACUGGUUAGAAAGGACAAACCUUGAACUUUGAAUAGUUGAUUUAACUUUAACACAAAUAGUAUAGACUAGAUAAAUUAAUAGUUGAAUAUGGUUAAAUAUAGUAUCCUCUGUUCUUCUUUAGAUAUGUUUCUACCCUCCUUGAUGAAUCCUAGUUACUGCAUCUAUAUCAUACAGAUCUAAGCUGAACAUCUAAUUGCUUCUCUUAGUUUCAAGAUACUAUCUUUAAAAAUAUGCAAAUGUUUGUUCUGCUAUUCUUGCUCCAACUAUGUGCAAUAGAAAUUUUUCAACUUUAUGUAUAUCUGUUCGUUUAGGUUUGGCAUAGACUUAGCUCAGGGAAUACCUGCAGAAGAAUCUGUCCUGCCUCCAGUUCAGUUCCUUGGCUCUGAUCCAAAGGACUUGCCUUAAAACUCAGAGGGGCUUGCAGUUUCCAGCAGAAUUUUUCACUUUUUCAUUUCUGACCACAAUUCCUUAGGCUGUGACAGAAGACCCUCUGAGAAGUUUUGAGGUAGAAGUGACUCAAAACCUUGCUGCACAUUUGGAGUCCACAAUUUAUAGCUCUUUGGAUUGGUCUAAAGAGCAAUAGAUCGGAUGCUGAGAAAAAAAUCUUCUGGCAAAAUCUUCUUGCAGCAUGAUAGGAGUGUUUUGUGUAUUGUGUGUGUAUUGCAGCCUACACCAGCUACACUGUUCACCAGCACACCAUAAAAUGUUUGUCUUGUUUAUGAGAAUUGUUUCAGUUAGCUAGUCUCAUUUCUAACAGGAAUGUGGGGACAUUGAAUAUACCACUGUAUUUAACAUUAUUCUGCUUUCUUGAUUUGGCCUGAAUGUAUGCUUACAUAGCCAAAAUAAUGCAAUUCAAAGUUUCCAGUCUAAGAUAACAUGUAAUGGGUUCUAGCAUUUUCGAUUCUAUUGCAAGAUAUUACAUUGAAGUUUAUCUUUAGUACCUUUUAUUAUAGCCUCUUGGAUAGCGAUAUAUUUCAAGCUGGUUCUGCUUGCUGUCAGCCAUUUUCACAUGACUAUUCCUAUUCCUAAAAGUUAUCUACUCAUGUAUAUAUUUUGUUACUUGUUUAUAUAAAAUACGCAUACAUUAUUCACAUGUUACAUUGUACAGAUUUCUUGGCUGCUAGAAAUUACAAUUACUUUAAAAUGUAGGAUAAUCCAGAAAGAUACAAUCUCAGGUAUCUUUGCAAUUAACAGUAUCUAUUUUAUAGCUUAUAUAUUUUAUCAUAUUACAUAUAAAUUCAUCCAGUAAUAUAAUCCAAUACACAACAUAUUGAGUUUGAAAAAGUUAAGCAAAUUUACAGUGUUUUUAAAAAGCUUUUAGCUAGUGCUCUUUUAAUGAGAUUUGCUAGCAUUUCUAAAAUUUCUAGUUUAGAAAUUUUCUACCUUACAUGAUGUCAGGAUAGAUUAACCACACAUAUUUAAUUAAAUCAUCAUAAACUAUCUUUUAUUCAUUAUAUUUCACUUAAUUAACAUAUAGAUAUAAUUUUAGUUGCAGAACACAUGGAAAUAACAAACUAAAUGAAGUGAGUAAGAGUCAGGAUUUCAGAAAACAGUGGAUGUUGGUCUGCAGAAAUUUCAACUAUACUGAAGGAGACUUCAGCAUACUCUUAAAUUUAAGCAUCCGUCUGAUUAAUUAGGAACAGGAAAUAGCAUGUAGAUGAGAGAACUGUAGGUAGGUAAGAGAAUGGAAAUAUGCUAUCACCCUUCUUUUUCCAGUAUAGAAACCAAGCAGGAAAAGCAGUAGCUGCUGGAAGUCACUCAAAGCUUAAAUCUCCUCUGUCAGCUCACCAAAAGCUAA
This is a messenger RNA of Crotalus tigris (Tiger rattlesnake), 7051 nucleotides long. RefSeq names its product cyclin dependent kinase 6 (gene CDK6). The transcript is spliced from 10 exons. Gene Ontology annotation, biological process: protein phosphorylation; cell dedifferentiation; G1/S transition of mitotic cell cycle. Bases 1475 to 2455 code for a protein of 326 amino acids. The record is from RefSeq and is a predicted model, not a curated record. Gene Ontology annotation, molecular function: ATP binding; cyclin binding; cyclin-dependent protein serine/threonine kinase activity. Gene Ontology annotation, cellular component: nucleus; cyclin-dependent protein kinase holoenzyme complex; cytoplasm. Lineage: Eukaryota; Metazoa; Chordata; Lepidosauria; Squamata; Viperidae.